AUGAGUGCGUCGCCGUUGCCCAAACGUAAGAAGGUCACAUUGCACACCCUCCAAGCGAUGCACGCCCGCCAGGAGCCCAUCGCCAUGAUCACAGCACAUGACUUUCCCAGCGCUCACGUCGCCGACCACGCUGGCAUGGACAUGAUCCUGGUAGGCGAUAGUCUCGCCAUGGUCGCCUUGGGUCUGGCCGACACGAGCGAGGUCACGCUCGACGAUAUGUUGCUGCACUGUAAGAGCGUGGCACGAGGCGCAACGGCGGCCUUUGUCGUCGGGGACCUCCCCAUGGGAAGCUAUGAGGUCUCGUUAGAGCAGGCGGUGCAGUCUGCCAUCCGCUUGAUCAAGGAGGGCCAUGUGCAUGCCGUGAAGCUGGAGGGUGGGGUCGACAUGGCGCCGACGAUCAAACGCAUCACAACAGCUGGAAUCCCUGUGCUGGCCCACAUCGGUUUGACGCCUCAGCGACAGAACGCAUUAGGUGGGUUCCGCGUGCAGGGCAAGUCCACCAGCAGCGCUCUUCGGUUGCUCGCAGACGCCAAGGCAGUACAAGAGGCUGGCGCCUUCGGCGUAGUGCUGGAGGCGGUCCCCGCGGAGGUCGCGGCGCUCGUCACCAAACAAUUGCAGAUCCCGACCAUCGGCAUAGGCGCUGGCAAUGGCUGCUCCGGGCAGGUCCUCGUGCAGAUUGACAUGGCGGGCAAUUUCCCACCCGGCCGCAAAAUUCCCAAAUUCGUCAAACAGUUUGGAAAUGUCUGGGCUGAAAUGGCCAGGGCCAUCGACUUGUAUCGUGUGGAAGUCAAGGAUCGCUCCUAUCCGGCGCCCGAGCAUACUUAUCCCAUGCCCAAGGAGGAGCUUGCGGAAUUUGAACGCUGUAUCGCGGAGGACUCAAGUGGAUCAACUCCUCGCUCAUGA
Dissoconium aciculare CBS 342.82 is the source of this 903-nucleotide messenger RNA. Its product is annotated as ketopantoate hydroxymethyltransferase. Gene Ontology annotation, biological process: pantothenate biosynthetic process. Bases 1 to 903 code for a protein of 300 amino acids. Gene Ontology annotation, cellular component: mitochondrion. The record is from RefSeq and is a predicted model, not a curated record. NCBI's taxonomy places the organism in Eukaryota, Fungi, Ascomycota, Dothideomycetes, Mycosphaerellales, Dissoconiaceae. The transcript has a single exon. Gene Ontology annotation, molecular function: magnesium ion binding; 3-methyl-2-oxobutanoate hydroxymethyltransferase activity.